GCGUCAGUCUCUUACGACGCGAUCAACGAAACGGUUCAUUCAAGAGAAGAGCUGCGGACUAAUACUAGUUUUGCGUUUAUUAAACAAUUGCACCGAUCGAAUUCAUGGAAGAGAUCCUAAGUUUUCCGAAGUUUGCUUACCGGUUAAGGACAGUUUGUGCUCUAAUUAUUUUUGCGGCAUUCUAGCGUGAUCGCCCGCCGCCCGCCGGUGGAAAGAUCAAAUCUCAAGUUACGUUACAAAGCCGGGUGAAAUUGAAAGCUUCGAGGAACGCCGAUUUAGAAAGUGAACAAUGUGUACCUAUUCUAUGGAAAACAGUUUCACCUUCCCAUUAAAUAUCUAUCUAGAAUAGAACUAGUUAAGUUUUGAUCCGGAACAACCCUAAGAACGCUUGACGAUCAAUUGUCGUGAGGACCGUUACUUGAUGUACUCGCAAAAUUGCGCUGACGCCACUCCAAAGGUGUUGACGAUCUACUUCUAGUGAUUGGAGUAAUUCUUUGCGCGAGGCAAAGUUCAAAGCGGCCUUUCGAUCUCAGAAACAAAGUGAAGCUGUGAUCAAAACAAAAUCCGAUAAUUGACUCCUGAAGAUUGGUUCGGAUUUUCCCGUGAGUCUCCACACAAGAGUGACCUUGGGGAAAGUGAAUCGGAAGCAGAGCUGACUGGCGAUUGACUGGCAUUUGUCCUCUCGUUGGUAAUUCGCGAUUUCGGAAGCAUCAAUUAUUCCGGCUAAAGAGCCAAGAAUAGAGAGUAGCAACAAACAAUGGAAACCGAUGCUGUCAGCGCGAAAUUGGUCAAAGAAAAUGAAGUUCCCAUGGUCUCGAUGGAUGGAGAAGGUCACCCGGAGAUAACUUUGGCAGCAGUUGGUCUGGGCGCUCUGGUUGCAUUUAUCAUCCUGAUAACCCUCAUAGCAUUAAUCAGUCGCCGAAAGCGACACAUGUUGGCCAAUUUGGAAAGCACCCACCCGGAAAUCAACCAUAACUUACCGAACCGAUGCAAACGGGCGAGCACACCGGAAAUCUUCACCAUCUCGAGGGAAGUGCAACAGAAGCAGCAGUUGUGCCAAUCGCGAAGCUGUCGAAAUUCAUCCUCGUUCACCAUUCGGUCCGAUGUGGUCACUCAAAUCUAGACCCAACUACAUGCAUAAGUUAAAAUCGAGCAAUCGAGCUAGAUUAUUUCGAGUCGAGACUGAUGGGAUUUCUCUCGUAGGCCUAAGAACUGAACUCUCAUGAUUGGGUAUGUGAUUACGAUUGUAAUUUAUAAGGCUUUUUUUAGAUUAUACAUUUAUGUAAGAUAAAAAGAAUGGCAAACAUGAUUCCACUUAAGUAACCAUCAAAUGGUUGAUCACUAAUCUUAUACAUUGUUACACCUACUUUGAAUGUAUUGGAUAAAAAAAAAGAG
Uranotaenia lowii is the source of this 1395-nucleotide messenger RNA. RefSeq lists its product as uncharacterized. The transcript is spliced from 3 exons. The record is from RefSeq and is a predicted model, not a curated record. The coding region runs from base 758 to 1123 and encodes 121 amino acids. Lineage: Eukaryota; Metazoa; Arthropoda; Insecta; Diptera; Culicidae.